AUGCGCCGUGUGCUGGGGGGGGCACAGGGGGGACUAAACACUCUGCCUUCCUCUCCCCUCGGCAGGAAUUUCUACUACAUCACCAUCCUGCGUGACCCCGUCUCCCGAUACCUGAGCGAAUGGCGCCACGUCCAGCGAGGAGCCACGUGGAAGGCGUCCCUGCACGUCUGCGACGGCCGCUCCCCCACCACCGAGGAGCUGCCCAGCUGCUACACGGGGGACGACUGGUCGGGCUGUUCCCUGCAGGAGUUCAUGGAUUGCCCCUACAACCUCGCCAACAACCGCCAGGUCCGCAUGCUCUCCGACCUCAGCCUGGUGGGAUGCUACAACCUGUCGGUCAUGCCCGAGGAGCAGAGAAACAAGGUUCUGCUGGACAGUGCCAAGGAGAACCUGAAGAGGAUGGCCUUCUUUGGCCUGACCGAGUUCCAGCGGAAGACUCAGUAUCUCUUUGAGAAGACUUUCAACAUGAACUUCAUCUCGCCCUUCACGCAGUACAACAGCACGAGGGCCUCCAGCGUGGAGAUAGACGAGCAGACUCAGCGGCGCAUCGAGGCCCUCAAUUUUUUAGACAUGGAGUUGUACGAUUAUGCAAAAGACCUGUUUUUGCAGAGGUACCAGUUCAUGCGGCAGAAGGAGCACCAGGAGGCGCGGCGGAAGCGCCAGGAGCAGCGCAAGAUCCUGAGGGCCAAGCACGGGCGCCUGAGGGAGCCGGGGGAGAACAGCUCCAGUUCUGACUACACAGGGAACGUGGAGCGGUGGCGGCGGUAGUGUGGGGAGGGGGACACCCCCUGAAAGCAGGACCCCCCCCACCCCUGGGAGGCAACGGAGCCGUCCACGCCAGCAACGCUCCUCGAGGGUUGGAAGCAAAAAGAGGUUAAAAAUGUUGCCUUUGCGGUUGCCUUCGCAGUAAAUGUUGUACUGUACGUGGAACACUUCAUCUUAGCGUGUAAUUAAAUUGUCCUUUUUAGGUUGGAUGGAUUAUUUAUGAAAUCCAGGAGCCGAGGAGGCUCAUCGGAAAUGGUUGCUUGGACGU
This is a messenger RNA of Chaetura pelagica (chimney swift), 1033 nucleotides long. It is a transcript of the gene HS6ST2, whose product is annotated as heparan sulfate 6-O-sulfotransferase 2. The transcript has a single exon. Gene Ontology annotation, cellular component: membrane. The record is from RefSeq and is a predicted model, not a curated record. Gene Ontology annotation, molecular function: heparan sulfate 6-sulfotransferase activity. NCBI's taxonomy places the organism in Eukaryota, Metazoa, Chordata, Aves, Apodiformes, Apodidae. The coding region runs from base 1 to 768 and encodes 255 amino acids.